AUGAGUGCAGAGCUGAGGGCAAGAUCUAUGGCCACUACUGCUUCAGAAUCGCAGCAAUCGGAGACAGCACCGUUGCUUGAUAACAAGACCCCAAAGCGCAAGCUCUACAGAAUAUCAGAGAUCCCGGAAUGGCAACAUGAUAACGCUUAUAUUCUGACUCAUUAUAUCGGAGAAACCCGGAGUUUCAGGGAAUGUUUUGGUUCGCUGGCUUAUCUCCAUAACGAGAUAGUGAACAUCUACACGCAUCUGGUGCCCGGAAUCGUUAUGCCUAUUGUGGCGCUUUUGGCGGGUUUAUUUAUUCCAAUAAGCACUGAAAAACAAUUAUUUCCGGUGAUUCCUGUUGAUAUUCCAGUUUACAGCACAACUGGGUAUGCUGACUACUUCUUCUUCCUACUCUUCUUCGCUGGAGUGUGCACAUGUCUUUCACUGAGUGCUACUUAUCAUUCGGUCAAGUGUCAUUCGUUGGGCGUUGCUGUUUUCGCCAAUCAACUCGACUAUCUUGGAAUUGUGAUUCUUAUUGUGACGUCUAUAGUGGGAAUAUUGUUUUACGCUUUCAUAGACCACCCUACCUCGCGGGCUGUUUUCACUUCCAUUACCUUGGUGCAGGGCGUGUUAUGCGGCGUGGUCAGUAUGAAAAGGCAGUUUCGUCAUCACUCUUGGAGGCCAUUUAGAGCAGCUAUGUUUAUUGUGUUUGGUCUUUCGUCCGUCCUUCCUCUAGGUUAUAGUGUAGUCAGAUACGGUUUUGACCAGACGAGGAGGAGGGCUGGUCUUAGUUGGGCCAUCACCGAGGGAGCGAUGUACAUUGGUGGAGCAAUCAUUUACGCGUUGCGCAUUCCCGAAAGGUUUGCCCCCGGUAAGUUUGAUGUGUUUGGGCAUUCUCACCAGAUAUUCCAUGUGCUGGUAGUUGGGGCAGCUAGUUGUCACCUCAUGGCGUUGGCUACAGCCUAUCGGUACGCCCAUGAGGUCAAUUGGGAGUGA
Kuraishia capsulata CBS 1993 is the source of this 978-nucleotide messenger RNA. RefSeq lists its product as uncharacterized. The transcript has a single exon. Gene Ontology annotation, cellular component: membrane. Lineage: Eukaryota; Fungi; Ascomycota; Pichiomycetes; Pichiales; Pichiaceae. The record is from RefSeq and is a predicted model, not a curated record. Gene Ontology annotation, molecular function: signaling receptor activity. Bases 1 to 978 code for a protein of 325 amino acids.